CCCAUAAUGCACUUCGUUUAGAUGUCAGACGGAAUGGCGCCUUUACCGGAGGAGGCGGAACUGUAAUUCACGACCAUAACAUUCAUUUCAAGACAGCUAUUGUGUAUCUUGUUCUCACCGUGCAUAUUAAAUAUUUGAUUCCUUUAAUCGGGGAGAUCACAGCACGUGUAUGAUGGCUCCGUUCAGUUUGAUGUCAGUCGGUGCUAAUCUUUUGGUAAAGUCUUUGGGUUUGUUCUCGAGUGCAUCUGUUGUGAGGUGUUCAUGUGUAGCUCCAGUGUUAAAGAGUUUUAGCACCACAACAGGGGGUCCACCUAAGAGACCCCUGACAGCAUACAUGACAUAUGUGAAAGAGAUGCAUCCCACCAUCAGCAGACAAAAUCCAGGAAUCAAAAAUGUGGAUAUUGUCCGAAAGUUAGCAGAGCAGUGGAAAAUGCUGACUCUUGAACAGAAGCAGCCAUUUCAGGAUGCAUCUUCAGCAUCCAGGGAGCAAUAUAAGCUUGUUCUGGAGAAAUACAAAGCCCAACUGACUCCUGCACAAACUGCUGCUCUUGCAGUAGAGAAACGACAAAAAGUGGCCAAAAGAAAAGCAAUUAGGAGAAAGAAGGAGCUGAACAGUCUUGGCAAGCCCAAACGUCCCAGGAGCGCCUUCAACAUCUUCAUGUCGGAGCACUUUGAGGAGGCAAAAGGAACUAAUAUGCAGACGAAGAUGAAGUCUCUGAGAGACGACUGGGAGCGUUUCAAUGCAACACAGAAACAAAUGUACAUUCAGCUGGCAGAGGAUGACAAAGUCCGUUACAAGAACGAAAUAAAAUCGUGGGAGGAGCAUAUGAUAGAGAUCGGAAGGGAAGACCUUGUUCGGAGAAAGGAGAGGAGAGCCAUCAAAGCCAAAACCACUAAAGACAUAAAGAAGAAAUCCAAAGUAAGAGUGCUAAAGGCAAAAGCACCAAAAAAGAAGACUGGAACAGCAGUGAAAAAGACUGUGGAGAGCACUAAGAAGUGAAAUGAUGUAUGUGACUCUGUUAGACAGAGCGUGUUGUACAAAGGCCAGUACCGUCCUCAAUAAAAAGCCUGUGCUUUCCGUUACUAGAGCUGCAUUUAUAGUGCUCAAAGCAUGAAGGUUUUAAAACUGUGAAGAGUCCUUCAUGACGUCUCAUCCCUUUUUGCUGGUUUCAUUUACUCAAUAGUUUAGGUCCUGAUUAUGACUGUUUUUAUAGUACUUGUAUUGCUUUUAAGCUACUCAAGAACUCUGUUUCUUGACUGGCUAUGAAACGUAAGACUGACAUCAGUUUCCAUUUGCUUCUUAGAAUGAGUUUGUGUAUCAUGCUUUAAAAGAGGAUGCCAUGGUUUGUAUAAUGUCUUUACUUACAAAAUAAACAUUAACCUUUUCUAUAAAAGCAACAGGAGCUAUUUACAAAAGAAUGCUACACAACUUCAUCAAAACGUUUAAAAUUUCAUAAGUGUGCUAAGGUUAGAGAUAUAAUACAACCCAAAGUGAAAAAUGAGUCAUUUACUCGACCUCACACUCCAAGUCUGUAUGACCUUCUUCAUCCUGUAUAAAACAAAUUCAGAUAUUUUAAAGAAUGUCUGAGCUGCUCUUUUCCUCAAUCACCAA
Sinocyclocheilus rhinocerous is the source of this 1612-nucleotide messenger RNA. Its product is annotated as transcription factor A, mitochondrial-like. Gene Ontology annotation, biological process: regulation of transcription by RNA polymerase II. Bases 170 to 1000 code for a protein of 276 amino acids. NCBI's taxonomy places the organism in Eukaryota, Metazoa, Chordata, Actinopteri, Cypriniformes, Cyprinidae. The transcript is spliced from 7 exons. The record is from RefSeq and is a predicted model, not a curated record.